AUGAAGUUCAAGAAAGGAAGUAGAGUUGAGGUUUUGAGGAAAACGGAUGAGCCUUCGGGUGCGUGGCAGAGUGGUGAGAUUAUCUCGGGGAAUGGGAAAGAAUCUGCUUAUUGGGUAAGGUAUGAUUGUCCUUGGGGAUUGAGUAACGAGGAUGAUUUGGAGCGGGUGUCAAGAAAAGUCAUCAGGCCAUGCCCUCCUCCUGCUGAUGCUUCGGAUGGCUGGGCUGCUGGUGAUUUGGUGGAGGUGUUCAAUGAUCUUUCUUGGAAAACAGCUGCAGUUUUGAAGGCUAUGAGUGGAGAUUACUAUCUGGUUAGGCUGGUUGGGUCUUCGACGGAACUUCAACUUAAAAAAGUUAACAUCAGGCUGCGCCAAUUAUGGAAAGAUGGUAAAUGGAUCGGCAUUGGAAAGGGUACUGGCAGUUGUGAAAAUAUGAAGUCCAAUAAACCAUCAACUUUGAGGAGUUAUCAGAAGAUGAGGUCUCCAAUGCUGCAAGCCAAUAGGAAGAGGAAAGUGCAAGAAGGAGACAAUUGUUUAGCUGUUGAGAACAACACUGGCUUCCAGGCAACCUGCGCAUCCAAGAGAGCAUCCCCUUUUUGUCCAUCUGAAUUUGUAGCAUAUACCAGAAAGGUUGAAAAAAUGAGAGCAAUUAAGAAACGCAGUGAGGAUCAACGAGGGAUAUCAGGGUAUCCAUCCUCAUUGCUGAAAAAGGUAGAUGCUGUUGCUUACCCACAAGAAUGUUUGGGUGAAAUAUACAUGCAUGCUUCCUCUAAAAAUCAAACAAUUGGAUCUAAUGAAAUGGAGAGGGGAACACCAAAUUAUUUUGUCGACUCUUUUUGUGGAAGAAGAGUGGACCCUAAUGAUUCCGGUAGUGAUGCAUGCUCUGUCGGUAGUUGUAGUGUUGCAAGUGGUAGUCCAAGCAAUUUAUUUGGUCAUAAUGUAGCAGGUAAUAGUCCUGAUGCAGAUAACCUUAGUAGUGAUGCUGAAUCCUUUUAUGGCAUUGAGGAUGGAGAAGAAAAAUAUUCCUUUCCCUUGGGAGAGGAUGUAGCAGCAGGAAUCCAUAGGUUAGAGUUGCAUGCAUAUCGUUGCACUAUAGAGGCAUUAUAUGCUUCUGGGCCCUUAAGUUGGGAACAAGAAGCAUUGCUUACUAAUCUCCGCAUUUCUCUUAAUAUUUCAAAUGAUGAACAUUUGGUGGAGCUAAGAAACUUAAUUUCCACCAGAAGAAGCAUUCAUAUCAGUUAA
Molecule: messenger RNA, 1239 nt
Organism: Dovyalis caffra
Lineage: Eukaryota; Viridiplantae; Streptophyta; Magnoliopsida; Malpighiales; Salicaceae
Source: the annotation of a GenBank genome assembly